UGGCUGGCAGGCGGGUUGCGCAGGCGCAGAGAGCCGGGGCCCCGCCGGUUGAGGUAGCCGAAGGUGAGGGGGCUGUGGGUGCACCUGUGGGGCCGGAGCGGCGAGUUCACGCCCCGGUGGGUGCGGUUAGCCGCCAGACCGGGCUCGGGGCUGAGGCUAGCCUCCAGGAGGGCCCCGAGAGAGGUCGGGGGCGGGCCUGAUUGGCCUCUGUCCUCAGAGCGGGAUGCAGUGACGGCCCUGAGCGACCAUGGCAGCGGCAGACGAGCUGGCCUUCCACCAGUUCGAGGAAGCUACUAAUCUGCUGGCCCAGACCCCAAAUGAGGCCACCACCAGAGGUGAUCAGCUGGUUCCCCAGCAGCACGUGGCUGUGGCCAUGGACUCAGGUGGCAGCUACGGAGCUGAGGACGAGGUGGAGGAGAGUGACAAGACCGCGCUCCUACAGGAGGAGAAGCAGCAGCCUGGUUUCUGGACCUUUAGCUACUAUCAGAGCUUCUUUGACGUGGACACCUCACAGGUCCUGGACCGGAUCAAAGGCUCGCUGCUGCCCCGGCCCGGCCACAACUUUGUACGGCACCAUCUGCGGAAUCGGCCAGACCUGUAUGGCCCCUUCUGGAUCUGUGCCACACUGGCCUUUGUCUUGGCCGUCACCGGCAACCUGACCCUGGUACUGGCCCAGAGGAGGGACCCCUCCAUCCACUACAGCCCCCAGUUCCACAAAGUGACCGUGGCCGGCACCGCCAUCUACUGCUACGCGUGGCUCGUGCCGCUGGCGCUGUGGGGCUUCCUGCAGUGGCGCAAGGGUGUCCGGGAGCGCAUGGGGCCUUACACCUUCCUGGAGACGGUGUGCGUCUAUGGCUACUCCCUCUUUGUCUUCAUCCCCACUGUGGUCCUGUGGCUCAUCCCUGUCCCAUGGCUGCAGUGGCUCUCCGGGGCCCUGGCCCUGGCCCUGUCAGCCGCGGGCCUGGUGUUCACCCUCUGGCCCGUUGUCCGUGAGGACACCCGGUGGGCGGCUGUGCUGCUGCUCUCCGUGGUGGUGCUGCUCCACGCCCUCCUGGCCACGGGCUGUAAGUUUUACUUCUUCCAGCCGCUACCUCUGGAGCCCGCAGCACCUCCCCACCAGGCUACAUCUCAGCCCCCAACCGUACUACUGUCACCGCCCCCACCAAGGUCCGCAGCAGCCUAGGAAGACUGGAGCCCACAGGAGUUUCUCUCUUUCAGGCCCAACAUAAGGGGGUGCCUCUGCCUGCCCUGCCCCCCAGACGGUGACUGAAGGCUCCCCUGAGACCUCAAGAUGAUUUUGCUACUUUCCAGACUUUUCUUACAAAGCAAACACUUUUAUUUUCUAUGCAAAGGUGAUUCAAAGAAUUUAUAUAAAGGCGGGAGAGGGGCAGAACAGGGAGCUUCCAGGGCAGCCAUUGCCCCACAGGCCACCUGCCAGGAUGGGCGGGCAGCACAGGGGGCCACCCCAGCCACGGCUGUGCCUGCUCUUCCUGGGGGGCCCAGUUAGUGGGCCUUGGGCCUAGCCUGAGCUCCACCACAUCCGAGUUUUGGGGUGUUAGAAACGGGGAGCAGAAGUAGAAGAAAAUUGCCUGUGCUGAAACAUACAUUUCCUUGUUUAUUAGGUUUUUUUUUUUCUUUUCUUUUUUUUGGAGAGGUCCCUGCAAGGCCCCUUCCCAGGCUGGGGAGGGGCCAAAAUGCCAUCAUAGUACUAGGGACUGGAGCAUCUACAAAUACUGAAGGGGAUACACAGGCCUAACGUUAGCUACAAGGAAAAAGGAUGCCUUCCACGACAGACCCUUGAGGUUUCUGUGUCUGCUCAAGCGGCUGACAGUGACCCUUCCCCCCAGGGCCCACGAGGCCACCUGUUCUAGCUCUUGGUGUGGGUGUGGGACCUGCAGGGGCUCAGGGACAGGACAGCAGCAAGUGGCAGGGGCCGAGGACGGAGGGCCUUCCCGACAGCCGGGUGGGUUGUACAUUCAAGUGUGAGGUGAACCCUUUGGUGGGAGGGGGCCGAGGGGCUCCAGAGGCCCGGCCCCGCCCCAUCCUGAAGACUCGGCAGGGCUGCCCCUCGCCACUGAGCCUCUGAGUCGGGGAGAGGGGCUGCUGGCUCGGCCCGGCUGGCCUGAUGUCUCGGAGGGUCUGUGGAUUGACACUGGUUCUUUUCGUAAAAAAAUAAAAUUAAAAAAAGCAGCAUGUCACGCCCAUUGUGACCAAGGCCUGGUAGUUGAAGGGGAGGCCCCGCCUGGCCAGGACUGCCUUCCCACUGGAGACAGGCAGGGGGCAGGCCUGAGGGGCCGGGGGAUGGCGGGGGGUAGGGGGGGCGCGGGCGGCAGCUGCUCCCCUCCCUCCCUGCCAGGCCUGCAGCUGUCAGGCCCGGACACACCUGUUACAGAAGAUUUCAAACCCAGGUCAGGGUGGAGAGGGCAGGAGCGGGUAACAGGGCUCCCACGACACGAUCGUGUGUAAAAUAUGGCAGCGACACGCGCUCAGGGCCAAGAUGUGGGCGGGCAGCGGGCUGGGGGCGGCGGCAACAUCGUGUAAAAAAGUGUUCAAGUUCCCAUAGCAAAGAGGGCUGUGAGCGGGUGUUUGGGCUUCUCCGGUACAAGGGUGAGAGCCACCCGGGUGGAGGGGGGAUGGGCAGGGUCUUCAUUUGGUUUCCUGGUGCUGUCAGUCUGUUCCACUCCGGAGGGCCCUAGCUCCCGUAGUGCAUGGUGUUGGUUGGGAUGGACAUGGGCGAGGCCAUUGAUAUGGCGGGGCCGCCCAUGGUGAACUGGCUGUUGACCGCGUAGUGGGCGCUGGAGCUGCCGCCGCUGCUGCCCUGGGCACCGGAGGACCCUGUGGGGCGGGGUGUGGGCACUGAGGAGCCAGCUCUGCCCCCUCGCCCGCCCAGACCCACGGCAGAGUCAGAGAGAGAGAGCGCAGGCGAGAGGGCAGGCGGGCGCCCGGCGGUGGGCACCCUCACACCCGCGGGACCCUGCUCCCCCCGCCCACCAUUACCUUGGACAAUCCCCGUGCUCAUUAUGGAGCCCAUCCGGGAGUGGGUGUGAUUGACAAUCCCCGUGUUGGCUGCGUAGCAAGAGGAAGGAAGGAAGGAAAGGAGAUGGCGUCACCGCCCCCAGCCCGCCCGGCCCACGUGCCUGGCGUAGUGGGUGCUCACACUCGGAUGUGGGGAGUGUGGGCGCGGUGCUGGCAGAGCGAGGCAGAGAGGAACGGCGCGGGGGACCUCAGCCCCCGGGAAGAAGAAAAGGGGGUGAGGCCGAAGGCCUGAGCUCGCCCCAGCGCGCCCACCCCCCAUGCGCUCACCUAAAGGAAUCAGGUUGUUGUGCCCCACGCUGGAGCCGCCGGCGAUAACACUGCUCAGGUCGUAGGCAGUCGGCAUCCCUGUGCCGGGGAGGGACAUGUCAGGGGCGGGGGACAGUGUCCUGGGCAGGGAUUCGAGGGGCCAGAACUGCCAGCGUUUACUCAGGAAGCACCGGCAGGUGUGUCCAGGAAGUGACACUGGCACCUGCCCCACCCACACACGGGCCUGCUCACCAGCCACGGCCAUCCCGCUGCUGAGGUUGUAGGUGCUGCCGGUGUUCCACAUGUUCUCCGAAGGGGACGUGUAGUGGGAGCCAGGCGGCGGGGAGGGCGUCGUGCCUGUGUAUCUGUGGCAGAGACGGACCGGUCGACAGGGCUGAGGGGCUGCAGGCGAGGAGGGGCACGCCCCCUCCCACCACGUGCAGGCCAAGGGCCCAUCCUACCUGAAGAAGGGGUUUUUCAGAUCCAGGAGGUUACUGGAUUUGGAGCCUGUCUGGUCUACCUGGGCCACAAUACUGAUGUCAUAGCUCUGUCUGUAGAGAAGGCAGGAGGGGCCGGCCAUGAGCCGGCUGCAUGGAUGGACUGGAGCCCUGCCUCCCCUAGCCCCGGCCAGCAGCUCACACCUUUUGUUGGCAAUAAGCAGACAUGUCCCUGAGAGCGUGUCCCCGGCCUUGGCGAACAGUGGUGACUGGAACAGGCACCGGACCUGGUACCAGUGGGUCAGGGGCUCCGUCGGGGCCGUGGACAGCCACACGGUCAUUCUGCCAAGCAGGAAGAGGCAUGCGUUUGCCCGGGCUGCAGCCCCCACCUUGUGCACCCUGAGCUCUCCCCAGGCAUCUGUGCCCUGCCACCCAGGGGUCCCCUGGGGCCCUGGAGCCGAGACAGGUUGGCUGUCCAGGAAGUUAACACACAGCCCCACAGCUAUGGGGCACCCACUCACCCUGACAUACAUGCCAAGAGACACAGUCAGGUCCCGUGAGUAACAGUCACUCAGAACAGGGUAGACACCCACCCCGCCACAACAGCCUACUGCUUGAAGGCCAGCGCCUGCUGCCUUUGGAAGAAACAGUGGAACCCAGAGGAGUCGGGUCCUGCCCUCGCAGCCCCCAGUUCAUCAUCUGAGCCAGCCAGGCCUGGGCUUCCCAACUGCAGGCAAGUCCCUGGGGCCAGGGGCAGGGGCCACCUGCUCUGCCCUGUUACACUCACAUGGAGCCAAUGAAAGCGACGUCAAACCAGAAGGCCAGACCAUGAACCAGCCCGGAAUGCAGCAUGUGGAAUUUGAAUGGGAUUUCUAUCCUGAAAGGCAAAGGGCAGUGAUUGCUGGGGAAGCUAGCUGAACAGGGGCUGCCAGGAGAGAAGAGGGGUACUCAGGUGUUGAGUCUCUGCCCGCCUGCCCUGGGGAGGAGAAUUCUGCCUGAGGGAGCCGGCUGCGGCCUUGACCUCCAGCAGGAGCCAGACCCAGGAGGACAGGGCAUGGGUGCCAGUACCUGUGCAAAUCUCCUUCUUUGGCUUCUAAGAAGUUCACCGUGUACUUGACAGACUUGGCCAUGAGGAUCCGGAUGUCAAAUGUGUCCUGGGAGAGAUCAGAGGUGUGACCUGACUUCAGGCACGGGGUGAAGUCCUGAGUCUGGCCACGGCGCCUAGGCCACUCAGCUAAAACCAGUUUGCCCUUCUCAGACAUGCUAGGGGGAGGGGGAAUUAGUACAACACAAUGGAAGGAAAUUAGGUGACAGCUCGCAAAAUGACAACCAUUCAUCUGCAUUAAAGACUUGGCAGUUCCACUUCUGGGAUUUUAACCUACGGAUCUACGUGCACAUGUACAAACUUACACAUGGAGUUACAGAUUGCCUAUAGCAGCGACACGCUGGAAACCAUCUAAUGAAACAAGUAAUGGCCCAACAAUAAAAGAUUAUGUACAUGAAAAAGAAUGAAGAGGCUGUUUAUGAUGGGGAAAGAUCUCUAAGGUAAACUGUUAAACAAGUUCACAAAAAAAAGAAGAAAAAGUUAGAGAACUGUGCACUGACGUCCACUCCCAGCCAUGACGGAGAUUUCUUAUCAGACUAACACUGCUGCCAAGAACUAUACGAACUGAAUAAAAAACAAAGGAAAAAAACCCCAGUUGUCUGAAAUCACUGGAGAGCGACCACAGCAGCUACAGCUUUGGGGCCAAGAUCCUAGAGAGAGGAGAGAUGCUUUUCGGCCUGUGCCUUUCCCCUUGGGACGGGGCCUUUCAGCAGCCUCCCUGGGUGGGGAAAGCAAAAUGGGGGUUCGGGAUUACCAAGGCAGCUAGCACUCAAGGGGCCAAGAUGCUAAAGAAAACGGAAAUGUGGAAAUUUGAGGUGGACAGUCUGCCCGUGAUUUCACUUCGUGGCAUUUGCCAAUUCCUGAGCUACAUGUGGGAUGGGGGUAGGGAAAUCAAGCAGAAAGCUACUUCCAUGAGAUUAAAAAGCUAAUGAAAGGUUCAGCACCAUGUUGGUGCUCGGAGUAUGGAACAAGGGGCCCUGUGAACCACCAGGCUCACCGAGACCAUGAAGACUAUGCCCUAAAGCAGCGGUUCUCAAAAUGAGGUCCCUUCCAGAGCACCCUCAAGGUCAAAACUAUUUUCACCAUAUAACACUGUUUUCUGCCCUUUUCAUUCAUUCACUCACCUGUGAUACCACAACAGAUUGAAUGCAGAAGCAGAAUCCAACUGUCUUCUGCUAAGCCAGCCAUUAAAAAGAUUUGCAAAUUUAAAAUGUCGCUAAUUCUUGCUGGAAAGUUUUGCAAUAUAGUUUUCUUUUUAAAAAUGCUAUUUAUGUUAACACGUAAUGGGUUUUUAUUGUUAUCCUUAAAUUAACUAAUGUGUAUUUUUAAAUUUCUUGGGUUUAGUUUUCAAUGUCAAUAGAUAUUGACGGUACAUCAAUCAAUACAAUGCACACAAAACUUCUUUGGGAUCCUACAUUUUUGAGAAUGUAAAAGGGUCCUGAGACGAAAGUGUUUGAGAACUGCUGCCUUACAGGGAAACCGGGCGAUAUGCCAGUUAAGCAGAGUCUGAAAAGCAACCUCCAAAUGUCUUAAAUGCCUCAUAGGACCAAGGUAAUCUGUCAUUAUGGCUUCUUGCCUGAACAAAAACGAAUCCUUGGAUAGAAAAACAUCAUCCAGAGCCUCUAUAAUUUUUCAUUCUGGCAUUCAAUGACCAGGCAUACCAAGAGACAGAACCAAAGUACCAAAAACCAGGAGAAGAAAAAACAGAAAUACACUUACCACUUAUCCAGAUACUAAAAGUGAUCAGAGACUUAGAAUUAACAUGUUUAAGGAAAAAAGGUGAACAAAUUUCACAGAGAACUGAAAUAAUAAAAAAAAAAAUAAGCAAAAUGAAACUCUAGAACUGAAAUUUUAGAAAACCAUGGGGGAGGAGGAGUUGGAUGGGCAGUCAAAAGGAACUACAAACUUCUAGUUAUAAGUACUAGGGAUGGAAUGUACACCAUGAUAAAUAUAAUUACCUCUGCUGUACGUUAUACAUGCAAGUUGUUAGGAGAGUAAAUCCUAAAAGUUCUCAUCACACACAAAAUUUUUUUUUCCAAAAACAACAAAAAAAAUUCAGAUUAUACAUAGUGAUGAGAGGAUUGGAACUGGGAGAUGGAUAAGGAGAAAACAUGAAAAUUAUGCAAUUGGGAUAGAAAAGUGUAAGUAUAGAAAAGAGUAUAAGAAUCAUCUGAGAAAUGGUGAAAAGGUCUAAUGUAUACAUAAUCAGAGUUCCAAAAGAAGAAAGAGAAUGGGACAGAGGUAGUGUUUAAAGAGAUGCUGGGCUUCCCUGGUGGCGCAGCGGUUAAGAGUCCUCCUGCCAAUGCAGGGGACAUGGGUUCAAGCCCUGGUCUGGGAGGAUCCCACAUGCCACAGAGCAACUAAGCCCGUGUGCCACAACUACUGAGCCUGCGAGCCACAACUACUGAAACCCCGUGCACCUAGAGUCCGUGGUCUGCAACGAGAGAAGCCAGCACACCGCAAUGAAGAGUAGCCCCCGCUCACUGCAACUACAGAAAGCCUGCACGCAGCAACAAAGAUCCAACGCAGCCAAAAAUAAAUUAAUUAAUUAAAUUAAUUUAAAAAAAAAAAGAG
Messenger RNA from Orcinus orca (killer whale), 7398 nucleotides. It is a transcript of the gene YIPF2, whose product is annotated as Yip1 domain family member 2. Lineage: Eukaryota; Metazoa; Chordata; Mammalia; Artiodactyla; Delphinidae. The record is from RefSeq and is a predicted model, not a curated record. The transcript has 9 exons. Gene Ontology annotation, biological process: vesicle-mediated transport. The coding region runs from base 248 to 1183 and encodes 311 amino acids. Gene Ontology annotation, cellular component: membrane; Golgi apparatus. Gene Ontology annotation, molecular function: small GTPase binding.